UAAUUUACAUGCAUAUCCGUGUUUAUGUCAGUACAAAAGUAUGUAAAACGUAACAUUUCAUUUUUGAUAUAAGUAAUUUACAUGAUAACUAUUUAUUUAUUUUAUAUACAGUAAAAAAUUAUACAAAAUCUAUCAUUAAUUUAUCAUUGAGAAAUAAUUUCAUUCGACUUAUAAGAAACAUAAGUUAAUGAAAAAGUUUUAUGUUUUAAGUGGGAGAAUAAAAAGAAUUGUUAAAUACUAUUAAAAUGGACGAUGAAACAUUAAACAAACUUGCAGUUGAGGCAUUAUUAGAAGAAGCAAAGCUUGGAGCAAAAAGGGCAGAAAUAAUGGGUCCUAGCGGAUGGAUAAAACCAAAAGAAUCUAUUAAUAAAAGAUUUCUUCACUCCACAUUACGUAAUGUUGUUCUUUCAAAUAAGUAUCAAUUAAAGAGAAAAAGUGACAAACAACUGCGUAUAUCUGAGAAUACAUUGAAGUAAUUUCUUUCCUUUGCUAUUUGUAUGUUAAAUUGCUUGCAAAAUUUUUUGUUUUUCUUCUGUUAAUUCAGUUAAUUAAAUUAUUCCAAUAGAAUUGAAACCUGCAUUAUUCGUCUAUUGUAAGUUUCAUUAAAUUAUAUAGAUUUAGAACAAAUGAUAUUCAUUUAAUUAAGUAA
Molecule: messenger RNA, 649 nt
Organism: Heterotrigona itama
Lineage: Eukaryota; Metazoa; Arthropoda; Insecta; Hymenoptera; Apidae
Source: the annotation of a GenBank genome assembly